AUGGAUCCUCCUACUGCGAUUAUUGUUUAUAACAAUAAGGAACAAGUCGGGGUGCAUGAAGAAUCAUCAGAUACUUCCCAACAAAGAGAAGACACCCGGAGUAAGACUUCAACCCCCCAUCAUUCAGAAAAACAUGAGCCGACCUCAUCCUCAUUCAAAAGAUCUUCGAAUUCUCCUGUCGGCUUCCUCGACUUGUCACUUGAAAUCCGACGCAUGAUCUAUGAUGAAUACUUUAUCUUCACCGAACCGAUCUCAUUCCAAACUGGACCGUCUCCAUCGCUGGCCUUGCAUCUUGAUAAGAACUAUGGUCUUCAUACCGCACUUCUUCGUGCAAACAAAAAAAUACACAGUGAAGCCACAUCAUAUCUUUACUCCAAUCCGGUUUUCAAUUUGGUUGGCAUCUGCCCUACACAACUACUACCCACUACCGAUGCAGCUUUUGCUCAUUUUUUAAGACAAAUUGGUGUUCCUAACGCAAAGCUUCUUCGUCACCUCGUUAUCGAAUUUCCCGAAUUCGAUCCUUCUCCUCAAGAUUACUACCGCCUUGGAGAAGUCCCCAAGCCCGUUGAAGAUUAUGUAAGAUUAUUGAAGCAAAUUCACGAACAGUGUACAGAACUUGUAACACUUAAAAUGGCAUUACAUCAAUUACAUGAUUUUUUUCGGGCAUUCAUGGAUCCCGCUUGGUCUGAUAAAUUCUCGAUUGCUACAGACUGGCUACACAAGCAAUUACAGGGCAUGCCGUUCUUGAAAGAUAUCGUCGUUCAUCUUCAAAUCAUCAACCCGAACCUUAGAGGUAGUUAUCAGGGCUGGAUAGACAAGUCGCGGGACUAUGGAUGGAGUUUUAAGGUCACGAAGUAUGAACUCACGGGAAAUAAGGAGGAGGCUCGGGGUGAAAUUGUAGAAGCUAUUGGGGAACUGGCUCGGAUGGGAGUAACCAGGCGCGUAAUGCAGCGAGGAUAUUAUAUUAAUAGACAGACCUCCGAUGGAGGAUCUGAGAUUGACUACGAAUUGUCAUAUCGUGCGGCUUGUUGCAAGAUUGAGGAGGGUCUCCUUCAAUCAGCAUAG
Molecule: messenger RNA, 1065 nt
Organism: Botrytis deweyae
Lineage: Eukaryota; Fungi; Ascomycota; Leotiomycetes; Helotiales; Sclerotiniaceae
Exons: 1
Coding region: 1-1065 (354 amino acids)
Source: RefSeq, a predicted model, not a curated record